Molecule: messenger RNA, 4826 nt
Organism: Drosophila grimshawi
Lineage: Eukaryota; Metazoa; Arthropoda; Insecta; Diptera; Drosophilidae
Gene: PTP-ER
Exons: 2
Coding region: 305-4465 (1386 amino acids)
Biological process (GO): protein dephosphorylation
Molecular function (GO): protein tyrosine phosphatase activity
Source: RefSeq, a predicted model, not a curated record
UGGUCACACUGUCUGUGUUUAGGUUGAUUAUUUUCCUUAUUUUGCGUGUAAAAAUGUUGUGUUGUGAAAAGCGCAAUUCUCUCGCAAUGCCAAUUUAGUUUGCCCUGCCAGCUAGUGGCCAAUGUGCAAGCCAAUAAUGUUAACAGAUUGAUGGCAUUGCAGCAACUGCAUGGCAGCGUCUGUCUAGCCAAACAGCAGCCCAGCAGCAAAGUGUGUGUGGCGAGUGAGUGAACGAGCGUGCGAGCGAGAGGAGUGGAGCGGAGCGGAGAGAACCGAAGCGCAGUGCGUUUUGUGUGUGUAUAUAAUGGACAAGUUAAAAAACAACAACAAAGAACAUGCAGUUAUUGCAUCAAUUGAAUGCUCCUAUACCAACGCUGGUGACGCCGAUGUCGAUGUGGAGAGCAAUAAGAGCACGCCCACACCAUAUUUUACGCCCCUGGAGUUCUUACAGACCUCCUUUGAGUUCCCAUCGCCAACAACAGCAACAGCAGCAGCAGCAACAACUGCUGCAUCAGCAGAGCGAGGCAACGACGAGGACACACUGUAUACACCCAAACAAUUUACAAUUGCUAAUCCAAAGCAGCAGCAGCAGCAGCCGUCACAGUUGCCGCAAUCGCCGACGACGCUGAAUCGUAAAUUCAAGCGAUUUUCAUUAUACGAUCGACGUUCGUGCUCACCGCAGGACGGACGCAUAUUUGCCAACAAGGAGAAUACCCAACCGAAAAAGUGCAGUGCCGAUAACGAUCACGAUAGUCUGUAUUUAUCGAAAAGCGAACACAAUUCACCCACAAUACUUUACAGGGGCGAUGACGGCUCAACGACAACGCAGCAGCAGUCGACGACGACGACACCCAAUCUCCUCCAUAACGAUGCCAACCGCCAUAGCUACUCACCAAAACUGCUCGCCUCCAUAAAUAAUCUCAAUUUGAAUAACUCACUGUCCGGCUCACCGUUUAACCUUAUCAAUUCGGCGGGCUACAAAAAUGGAAAUUUCUUUCGCUUUCCCGAAAUCGAUCAUGUCGUACAGGAUAUUGUGCAGUUGCAGCCCACAGUUGCAGCUGUGCCCGCCGCGGAGACAGACAAUCAGCAACAGCAGCAAGCAGUUCCACAACACCACCACCACCACCACCAGCAGCAACAGCAACAAGAGACAGGACGCCGUAACCGCAAGAAUAAGAAUAAUCUCACCAUACGCAUCACAGAUGUACAGUUGGCCAGCAGAAGCAAUUCGAGUAGCAGCGGACAGCAGCCGCUGUCGCCGACAUCGCUGGCCAAGCCAAAAACGCCCACCAUUAAGAGCACGAAGGAGAAGGCGCGCUCCUUGGACUCCGCUGCCAACGAAACGGAGUUAUCCAUAGUGGUGCAUCACAUAAGCGAAUCUCAUGAUAUGUCCGCACCGGGCAGCAGCACUUGCCAUGUCGCGCAGAGCAAUAUGCUGAUGCAGCCCACUGCCUCCAGCCUGUAUUCAACAUCCCUUUCCCGUCUGGACACACCGCAGUCGAUGCACAGUCGCCGCACAUCGCGUCGUAAGUCUCCUGGAUUGAGCAACAGCGAUUGGCUCAUGUAUCAUCGCAAACAGAAUCCAUAUCAGAGCUCCCUGGAGGCGGAUGAACUGAAGUCGGCGUCCAGUGUGGACAGUAACAGUGGCAAAUUUACGCUGGGUGCCAAUUUGGCACCGCGCAGUGCCCACAAACUGAAUCCGUUGCUGCACUCGUCCAGCACCAAUUUGAAAACGCUGCCCGAGUUCCUCACCCUGGUAGAGUUUUCGCCGAGCGCUGCGCCCGUCGAGUCGCCAUUCAAACAAAAGUCCAUGGAUUUACCGGGCGGUCACAUGCAGACCAAGAGCAUGACGGGUGGCUCGAUGAAUCUGCUGCAGCGGCGUGGCUCCAAUCACAGCCUCACUCUGAAUCUGCACAGCUCGUGCGGCAAUCUGAUGAACAGUGGCUUGAGUGUCUCCAAUUACAAUCUUGGCUCCGUGAGCAACUCGAAGUCGACGUGCAAUCUUGAGCAGCAGCAGUUGCAGCAGACGCAACACACGCAGCAACAGCAACAGCCGCACAAUCAAUUAACCGUCGCUGCGGGCAGCGCGCAGUGCAUGCGUCAGGGCUUGUUCCGGCGGCGUGGCUCUAAUCACAGCAUAACCCUCAAAAGUCACACGACCAACUCUUGCGGUGAACUGAACUCCGUGGCCAAUCAGACGCCCAAGCGCGGUCUGCUCGAGCGACGCGGCAGCAACCAAAGUCUCACGCUCAACAUGGGCGGUCAGCUGGGCAUAGUGGGCAGCGGCAGCGUCGGCGUCGGAGCAACACAGGAGCAGCAUUCGCUUGCGCAGCUAGAUCAUCCAAAGCUAACCGUCUGCAAUUGUGGCGCUGCGAACGCUGGCCAGGCGACGCAUCAGCGCAAGUUCUUUAGCACUGAGAAUCUGAACAGUAAUCGUGGCGGCACUAGCUCGCAGUACUUGGAUUUCAGCAGCAAGCAGCCGCUGUGCUUUGGCUCCGCCUCCGAUCUGCAGCCCAGCGAUCAGUCGAAGAGUAAAUCGCCAGCAGGCAGCACUGAACCGGGCGUCGUCUGCAGCUGUUCAACGGGUGGCGGUGGCGUCGUUGGAGCCGGGAUACGCAACAUUAUGACCCGUCCACUGUCACCGCAGACGACCAGCGAGGAGUUCAAAAUCUAUUUGGCCAGCAUACAGAUGUUGCAGAGUGCCUCGAAUCCCCUCAAUCAAUACGAUCUGAUCAAGCUGAAUCAUGUAUUCGAUCACAGUUACAAAGUGAAUCUGGGACAGCCGCCAGUGCUGGUGUUGGGACGUGAGGGUGGCACACCCACAAAUCAGCUGCCACCCACAUCAGAGGAUAGCGAAUUGUUGGCGAUGUAUCAGGCGGUGGUAAAGCGCAUUGUGACGCCACUGCCCCAACUGGAUGAUGAUGAACAGAAGCGCAUUUUUCGGGAUCUGCACAAGGAAUUCUGGGAUCUGCCACUCAAUCAUCAGGAGAAGCCCAUGGUCUUUGGUUCGCAGACAAAGAAUCGCUACAAAACGAUUCUACCCAACGAACACUCGCGUGUGCUCCUCGAGAGCGAGGCGACCGAACUGUUCAAUCUCCAGCAGCAACAUCAGCAGAGUAACCUGCUACAGCCACAGACGACCACAAACGAGGAGCUAAUGAGCAAAACGACGCUACUGGCCAAUGAGGAUUUGCCCUACAUUAAUGCCAAUUACAUCAAGGGCCCGGACUAUGUGUCCAAGUGUUAUGUGGCUUCGCAGGGUCCGCUGCCCAACACCAUAUUCGAAUUUUGGCUAAUGAUCCAUCAGAAUACACAGCGUUAUAUACGCCGCUGCAUGGACGGUGGCAGCAGUCCCCACGUGGAUAAGUCGCACAUUUUGCAGCAGUACUAUCAGAAAAUCAUAAUGCUUACCAAUUUCACGGAGUGCAACCGGCAAAAGUGCACCAUCUAUUUUCCCAUCGAGCUAAACGAGAUCUUUGCGGUGGCUGCCAAAGGAGAAGUGUUCGAGCUGGACGCCAUGGCACGCGACUUCUUUGAGCCGCAUCUGUUGGCACCAUUGCCGCCGGUGGAGGGCGCCGAGAGUGCCUCAAAUGAGUUGCAGCCGGAACCGGACCGAGAUCAACAGAAUAGUCGCUGGCACAUUGGCAUUGAUUCGGUGAAGGUGACGCUGAGCGAGACAUUGCGACGCACCCUGCCCUCGGAUGGCAGCUUCUUUUUGGCCAAAAAUGUGGGCAUUGUGCGACGGAAUGGUUACUCUGUGCGCAAACUGGUGCUGCUGUAUUGCAUUAAUGUGCCGGAGAGCGAAGGCCGAUUGGAGUAUUAUUUGCAAAAGAUCUGCUGCUAUCACUACUGGUAUCCCGAUUGGCCGGAUCAUCAUUCGCCGCGCGACAUCAACACGCUGCUGGACAUCUGUUUGCAUGUACUCAAUCUGGGUAAAUGCGAAUCGGAGUUUGAUAAUUACGAUGAGAAGCGGAGCACGCUAAAUGCGCAUCUAACUGCACAGCGCUUGGACAUUUACAAGCAGGACAUCUUCAAUGCGGUGCAACCGCUGCCAGUUAUACACUGCUCGGCGGGCAUUGGACGAACCGGUUGCUUCACAGCCAUACUGAAUGCUGUGCGCCAGCUGCGGCAAUCUCUGGCAUACUCGCUGACGGGCAUGUUGAGCAGAACGCUGACCAUGACCGACAUGGGGGAGGCGAUACAGAAUUCGACCAGUGAUGCGGAUGAUGAGAGUAGCUUUAGUUGCAAUACCAUUCUGCACAUACAGCACAUUGUGGAGCAGCCGGAUGCGGUUAGCUUUGAUCAGCUUCCAAAGAUGCCAGACAUCUUUGUCGAUAUACUGGGCAUUGUGUGCAAUCUCCGGCUGCAACGCGGCGGCAUGGUUCAAAAUUCCGAACAAUAUGAGCUAAUCCAUCGUGCGAUUUGUCUAUAUUUGAAGCGCACUUUGGCGCUGCGACGUUUUUAGAUUAUAGUUUAAACAAAUGAUGACAAUUUUGGAUCUAAAUGAUGAUUGACAUCUAGUUGUAGACAAUGAUGAUGAUGACGAUGAUGAUGAUGAAGAAGAAGAAGAACAAAACACCAAUUUACUAUUUGUAAAAGAAUUUUUGUGACCCUUAUUUUUAAAAUGCAACCAAGAAUGAAAAAGAAAACCCAAAAAAAAAAAACAUAACAAGAAAACAAAUAAACAAAGAAACAAAUGCGAAUAACCAUGGCUAAAUGAGUCUCGAACAUAUAUACUUAUAUAAAUAAUAAUAGUUAUAUGGCGUAUUGAGUAGAGGAGAUAUGUUUCUCAAUGUUUGCUAUAUAUAAAUACUUAUUACCUAUUA